This is a messenger RNA of Paramecium pentaurelia, 399 nucleotides long. Lineage: Eukaryota; Ciliophora; Oligohymenophorea; Peniculida; Parameciidae. The record is from the annotation of a GenBank genome assembly.
AUGGCAGAUUAAUUACCACCUGGUGGUUUAAAUAGAGGGUUAGUCAUUUCAUUAUGUUGUUCUUGUCCACCUGGAUGUCCAUGUAAAUCAAAUCAACUUAGGAAGUGGCAUCAUAAAGCCUGUGGAUGUCCUUCCUUUAUUAACGAAUAUGGAGAUAUUUUUUGUAAAAACUUUAGAGACAAACCAGAGUGUUAAGGUUAUUUUAUAUAACAUGCAUAAUUUUAAUGUUAAACUUCCAAAAGGAGUUAAACUUGGGUAGGGUUUUAAACUGCAGCAAAAUUUCUAAUGGCUUUAGCAUAAGGAAUUCAGGCUGCGGAAUUUGAACUUAGACAAGGGUAAAAUCUUGUUCAUUUUGUUGACACUUUAUCCUAAGAAGUUAAGAAGAGAUGGAAUGAUUGA